AUGCGUCAAUCCCCCCCAGGAGAGCCUCCCCCCAGGAGAGCCUCCCCCCAGGAGAGCCUCCCCCCAGGAGAACCUCCCCCCAGGAGAGCCUCCCCCCAGGAGAACCUCCCCCCAGGAGAACCUCCCCCCAGGAGAACCUCCCCCCAGGAGAACCUCCCCCCAGGAGAGCCUCCCCCCAGGAGAACCUCCCCCCAGGAGAGCCUCCCCCCAGGAGAACCUCCCCCCAGGAGAGCCUCCCCCCAGGAGAACCUCCCCCCAGGAGAACCUCCACUGUGGAGAACCUCCCCCCAGGAGAACCUCCCCCCAGGAGAGCCUCCCCCCAGGAGAGCCUCCCCCCAGGAGAACCUCCCCCCAGGAGAGCCUCCCCCCAGGAGAACCUCCCCCCAGGAGAACCUCCACUGUGGAGAACCUCCCCCCAGGAGAACCUCCCCCCAGGAGAACCUCCACUGUGGAGAACCUCCCCCAGGAGAGCCUCCCCCCAGGAGAACCUCCCCCCAGGAGAGCCUCCCCCCAGGAGAACCUCCCCCCAAGAGAGCCUCCCCCCAAGAGAGCCUCCCCCCAGGAGAACCUCAGCCCAGGUGGAAUCAGGCUGCAGAGCAGCAGGACUGA
Molecule: messenger RNA, 609 nt
Organism: Salarias fasciatus (jewelled blenny)
Lineage: Eukaryota; Metazoa; Chordata; Actinopteri; Blenniiformes; Blenniidae
Product: basic proline-rich protein-like
Exons: 1
Coding region: 1-609 (202 amino acids)
Source: RefSeq, a predicted model, not a curated record